Molecule: messenger RNA, 1330 nt
Organism: Gastrolobium bilobum
Lineage: Eukaryota; Viridiplantae; Streptophyta; Magnoliopsida; Fabales; Fabaceae
Exons: 5
Coding region: 1-795 (264 amino acids)
Biological process (GO): transcription open complex formation at RNA polymerase II promoter
Cellular component (GO): transcription factor TFIIE complex
Source: RefSeq, a predicted model, not a curated record
AUGGAACGUAGAGAACUCCAGUUAAAGAUAUGGUUGACGAUAGUGCAGGUACAGCUCAAGCCUUUAAUGGACCAAGUCAGUUGGGUAAAAGACAUGCCUGUUCCAGAAUUUGGCAGUCUUCAAGCGUGGGAAGCUAGAGCUAGUGCUGCUGGGCGUGCAGCUAACGGAGAUAUCAAUGCUGGUGAUUCAAAAAUUUCUCAGCUGGGAUAUAAUGGAGCACCAAUGCCUUACAGUGGAGAUACUAAGGUUGUUGUUGACUUCAAUGGUACCGAGGUUAAAGGAGAGGGUGUUAAGUCUGAAAAUGAAAGUGCAUCUUUAAAGGUUUUGCCUCCAUGGAUGAUUACAUCAGGGAUGAAUCUUACAAAGGAACAACGUGGAGAGGUGAAGCAGGAGACAAAGAUGGAUGGGACUUCAGCUUCUGCAGCAACACAAUACACGGAUGACAAGAAGUCAAUGGUUGAGCAUGAUGAUAAUAAAAAUAUACAGGAUGAAUAUAUUAAGGCUUAUUAUGCUGCUUUUCUUAAGCAACAACAUGAAAUGGAAGAAGCUGCAAAAAAUCAAUUGUCAAAUACACAUGCAGCAGAUGAUCCUUCUAGCAGUACUUCCAAUCGUCAAGUUGGCAUGAAAUCAAAACGCGAGGAUGAUGAGGAAGAUGAUGAUGGUACUGAGUGGGCGGAGGCUCCAAUUGGAGGCAAUGGAAAUGAAGGUUACAAGGUCAAUGACUUGAAUGUUCAAGCUGAUGAUGUUCCACCAGAUGAUGAGGAGGAGGACGACGUUGACUGGGAGGAAGGUUAAUGAAAAAAAUUAUCUGAUCAGUGUGAAUGUAAUGGCUUAUUGUAAUCUGCAAGGGCAAGUGCUCAUAUUAUAAUUCUGCUCCAAAUUAUGUACCUCAAGACCGGAGGUAACUGCUCAUUAUAUUAUUGGUUGUGCAUGUUGCUGUGGUGAUGCGUCCGUUGUUUAAGAGAAGGUGCGCAGUUGACUUUGAGUUGUUUAUCAUCAUAUUUUGGAUGACCAACAACUAUACUUUUAAACUUCGCAUGUUAUGACCGUCCAAUGAUAGUGCCUCUAGCUUCAUUUCAUUAUGAUCACAUUACUAUUUACCAGUGGAUACAUAGAUUUGUGAAUAGUGGGCCAUCCCAAUGUUUUACCUGUGGUGCUGCGCACACCAAUGAAGAAAAUUGUGAGCCGUGAAUUAUAUCUACCUGUUCCAUUCCCGACAAAGCCCUUCUUUUAGCAAAGUCCAUCCAAGUUGUUGUUCAUUUCCGGAAGAUAUACAAAAGGUUUAAAGUGAGGUGUGCAGUUUGUUCAUUGUUGGCUCGCAUCUUCAAUU